AGCCUAGUAUAGCGUCUCUCUGAAAAUUUCUUCGAUUUUCAGUCGAAUUGCAGAAAUGGCGGAUCGGUUUUACCCAAAUGUAAUACCGGAUUUUGUUGCAGAGAAUCCGGCGAUAGAAGAAGAACAACAUCCAAUUCCGCAAGGAACGAAUGAAUCACUGUUGAAGCUUCUCUCAACACCAUACCACAUUCUAUCCGAAAAGUUCAAACGCGCAGCUCUCGAUCUCAAAGAAACUAUAGUGGUGGAGACAUGGGGACUAACAAAGCAACAGGUUCCAGAUUUUACACUAUAUUGUGGAACCCUUGGGACUGCUUUUUUGCUCUUCAAGGCCUAUCAGGUGACGAAGAACACGAAUGACCUUGCUGUUUCCUCUCAGAUUGUGAAGGAUUGUGACUCUGCUUCUCGACACUCAAGGGAUGUGACGUUCCUAUGUGGGAGAGCUGGGGUUUGUGCACUAGGUGCCGUCGUUGCCAAGUACAUGGGUGAUGAUCAAUUGGUUUUCUACUAUGUAUCUCAAUUUAAAGAGAUAAAAUUAACCAAAGAUCUUCCUGAUGAAUUGCUGUAUGGUAGAGCUGGAUACCUCUGGGCCUUUCUAUUUAUAAAUAAGCAUAUUGGCCAAGGAACAAUUCCUUCCACCUACACUGCUGCUGUGAUCAAUGAAAUCAUCAAGAAUGGAAGAAAAUUGGGCGGGAAGGGCAGAAGCCCAUUGAUGCAUGAAUGGUAUGGUGAGAUGUACUGGGGUGCAGCUCAUGGAUUGGCUGGAAUUAUGCAUGUUCUGAUGGACUUUGAACUGAAACCCGAUGAUUAUGAAGAUGUCAAAGGGACUUUAAAGUACAUGGUUAAGAAUCGGUUUCCCAGUGGAAAUUACCCUGCAAGUGAAAAUGAUAGGAGGAGAGAUUUACUCGUGCAUUGGUGCCAUGGAGCUCCUGGGAUUGUGCUAACACUUGUCAAGGCAGCUGAGGUUUUGGGAGACGAAGAAUUUCUUAAUGCAGCAGUAGCUGCAGCAGAGGUAGUAUGGAACCGCGGUCUUCUUAACCGUGUUGGGAUUUGUCAUGGCAUCAGCGGGAAUGCUUAUGCCUUCUUAUCUCUGUAUCGGCUCACAGGAAAUGUGGAGUACUUGUAUAGAGCCAAAGCUUUUGCCUGCUUCCUUCUUGAUAGAGCUCACAAGCUAAUAGCGAAAGGAGAAAUGCAUGGAGGAGAUACCCCAUACUCCCUUUUUGAAGGUAUUGCGGGUAUGGCUUAUCUUUUCCUAGACAUGACAGAUCCAAAAAACGCCCGAUUUCCAGCCUAUGAGUGAAAACUUCAUCCCACUCAGAGAGCAGGGCAUAGUAGCACUUCUCUUACGUGAAAUGUUGCUGUAAAGUCUGUGGAA
Messenger RNA from Solanum verrucosum, 1372 nucleotides. Its product is annotated as lanC-like protein GCL2. The transcript has 7 exons. Gene Ontology annotation, biological process: carbohydrate metabolic process; peptide modification. Bases 56 to 1297 code for a protein of 413 amino acids. Lineage: Eukaryota; Viridiplantae; Streptophyta; Magnoliopsida; Solanales; Solanaceae. The record is from RefSeq and is a predicted model, not a curated record. Gene Ontology annotation, cellular component: plasma membrane.